Molecule: messenger RNA, 602 nt
Organism: Sipha flava (yellow sugarcane aphid)
Lineage: Eukaryota; Metazoa; Arthropoda; Insecta; Hemiptera; Aphididae
Product: inverted formin-2-like
Source: RefSeq, a predicted model, not a curated record
UUAUACUCAAUUCUCAGAUUUUAUGAAACAAGCCAUGAUCGAUGUGGAAACGUUAAACGAAGAGUUCAGAACCGUGACCGAGGUAAUUGGAAGGGUAGCUGUUCACUUCGGCGAGGACGCGAAAAAAUUUAAAAUCGAAGAGUGUUAUGCACUGUUGGGAAAUUUCUUCGAGCGAAUCGACGUAGUCGCCAAGGAAAACAUCGACCGCCGUUUGCAAGAGGAAAAGAACCAAAUGCUCGCUACGAAAUUGGAAAAAGAAAAAGUCAACCCAAGUAUUAAGGUACAAGCUAGGAGAUCUAUGGUGCCCAAAGAUGAGGAGGUGUGCAUUGUGGAUUUAGUGCUGCAAGAUAUCAAAAGAGGCUCGUUCAAUUUAAAAAGAGUCAAAUGUUUAGAAGACGAAAAGUACAUUUAAACGAUAUGUACAACUGCAACAACGGUGCACUACGAAUGGUUCAUGCGUUCAAUGCGUCCACCUGUUUUACUAUUGUGUAGUGAAAUUAUUUAUUUAUAUUCCGUAUCAAGUCUAUACUAUUCCAGAAAUUAAAAUAUUGUAGAUAUUAAACUAGAAGACUUGUUAUAAAAAAUAAAUUGAGAAAUUGUCC